GACGGUCGUGCCAAGCGAGUAACUGGGGUUAGUCAUUUUACAAUCUGAGUAUGUCACAUCGAGUUGAAGGGCUACGGCAAACAUACGAAGGGUAAUCAAGAACAUACAAAGGCGAUCUCUGGAUUAAAGCAUAACGUUUCAAAACUACUCAACUAAACGGAAACAAGCGCAAUGAGUUCAAACGAGCACUCGCUUCAAGCUUUAUCGUGGAGACAACUUUACUUGAGUCGAGCAAAACUUAAAGCCACCAGCAGAACCUCUGCUCUGCUCUCCGGCUUUGCUAUGGUGGCGAUGGUGGAGGUCCAGCUGGAGGAUGAUCAUGAAUACCCUCCUGGCUUAUUGAUUGCUUUCAGUGCCUGCACAACAGUGCUAGUGGCCGUCCAUCUCUUUGCCUUGAUGAUCAGCACAUGUAUCCUGCCCAACCUGGAGGCCGUGAGCAACGUCCACAACCUCAACUCCAUAAAGGAAUCGCCACACGAGCGCAUGCACCGCCACAUCGAGCUGGCCUGGGCCUUCUCCACCGUCAUAGGCACCCUCCUCUUUCUUGCCGAGGUGGUUCUGCUGUGCUGGGUGAAGUUCCUCCCUCUGAAGAGUAAAGUUAAAUAUCCCCCGACAGAGAAUGUAACUGUAUCUCGAGUAAGCCCAGGAGAAGCUGCAGCGAUCACCUCUACCGUCAUCAUGGUGCCCUUUGCCUUGGUGUUCAUUGUUUUCGCCGUGCAUUUUUACCGUUCGCUGGUCAGCCACAAAACGGAGCGGCAGCAUCAGGAGUUGGAGGUUCUGGCCAAAAUCACACAGAUGCAAAACCAACUGGAUCACAGGGGAGACAUGUCCAACCUGUCCUCUUCAGCACAUUUGGCGUAGUUGAUGCACUUAGAUGAGCCCUUGAUCUCGUACCAAACAAAAUAUGGACUGUUGUCAUUAUUAGACACUAUAUGAUGGGAAUCAGGGCUUCUGCAAUAUGGUAGUAUCACAGUAUUGUGAUGUUUUUCACGUUUGAUUUUUUUAGUGUACAUACAAACAUUUAUAUAGAUGGGAAAUCUGAAAUUUUAACUGCUAUUCAAAUCUUCUGUUUGCGCACAAAUAAGAGAUAAAAAAUGCAGUUUAAAAAUAGUUUUUCUUACAGUUACAGGAUGGUUUAAAUUUGGCAUGCAUCGGAAGUCGCGAUAGCCUUUUCUUCCCUAUUGUGACGUAUAUAUAUAUAUGAGUCAAACGGUUUUUCGUACAAGAAAAAAUGUAGGGUGAGACUUGAUUUUGUUUAACGGGAAUUUCUUACAUCGUCAGAAAAGAGAUGAGUUGUGUUUCAAGAGGGAGGGGAAGAUAUUUUAACUUGAGGCACUUGAGGGCACAUUAAUUUUAGAUCAUCUUUUAUAAUAAAUAGUGCAUAAUCGCAUUAAAAUAAGAACUGUUAUUGAAUAAGAACAUUAAUUUAAAGGAAAAUAUUACGUAAUACGAUGAUUGGCCUCACUGAAUUUAUUCAAAUUUAGGAUAAAAUAACUUUAAAAAUAAAAUAUAAUGUUUUGAUUCCCUCAUUUCCUUGCUUUGCUCAAUGUUUCACUUUGUUUUAGUGACUUUGGAUGCUUACAGCUUAGAAAAUGUAUCAAAAGCAAAAUAAUAAAGAUUAUUUUUUAAUAAUAAAGCUUAGAAAAUAUAUCAAAAGCAAAAUUAUAAAGAUUUAGGCCUUAAAAAAAACAAAACAAAACAAAACAAUCUGAUUGGGUAGUUGAUUGAAUAGGGCAGAGCAGUUUAUUGUUUCAGUUCAGUAUUUCCAUAUACUGAUAGGCCAAAUUAUUACACCCAAAUGCAUAGAAAGUGUUAUGAUAAUCAGUUCAUUUUCUUUUUUGUUCAGUUUAACUG
This is a messenger RNA of Carassius auratus (goldfish), 1854 nucleotides long. RefSeq names its product calcium release-activated calcium channel protein 1-like. The coding region runs from base 172 to 861 and encodes 229 amino acids. Gene Ontology annotation, molecular function: store-operated calcium channel activity. The transcript has 2 exons. The record is from RefSeq and is a predicted model, not a curated record. Gene Ontology annotation, biological process: store-operated calcium entry. NCBI's taxonomy places the organism in Eukaryota, Metazoa, Chordata, Actinopteri, Cypriniformes, Cyprinidae. Gene Ontology annotation, cellular component: membrane.